AUGCCCGUCGCGAUGGCACUGGACGUUUGCAGACGAGAGCUCCUGCUCCGACAGGCUGCGGCCAGAAACGAGCACAGUUCCAAGCAACUGCGAGAGGAGGAGGAGCUGAGAUCUCUGCGUAGUGAGCUGCAGAUCCUCGCCCAAGCUGCCGUGACGACGUGUUCACAGAGGCUGGAAGAGGACACGUCUUUGCUUCGGCAGCUGGAGGGAACACGCUCAACUCUGCUCCGCCUGUCUGCGGAGCUCCGCUCGGUACAGGCCCAGAACGAGAGGCUCAGGGACGCAGCUGCGGCUCGCGCCCUGCAACGAGAGGAGCAGAGGGAGCUCCAGGAAAAGGCCGCCAAGCUUCGGAGGGCGCUGGAGAAAGCCACAGCUUGCCGGGAUAGGCUCCAGAGGCAGACGUCGGAGCUGGAGGAUCAGGCUGCCACGCAGCAGCGACUGGCACGCGCCUACGAGGAGGGGGCCGAGGAGCUCCGAACCGAGUUGCGGCAUGCACUGCGUCACCUCAAGGAGCAGGCCAGGCCAGAGCAUACCUUCGCUGAGGAGUCGAAGAGCAGUGCUGCCAGCUCACACUUCCGGGACGGAUCUGAGAUCUGGGAGCCUCUGCUUGAAGGCACAGGGGCAUCGGCGGCAUCGGGCAUCGGUUUCGGUUGGCAUUUCCUGCAGACUUCUGCCUCGGCAGGCGACCCGAUGGCGGCGUUCCAGUUCCCUGCGGAAGCAGCGCGCAGAGAUGCCUUGGAGCAUCGACCAGACCUGGCGGUUCAAAUGGGCAGCGCGCGCUUGGAAUUGCUCGACUCCGUAGGCAAACGCGACUAUUGUAGCUUGCCUGGGUUUGUACUGCUUCUGUCGUUGCGCCGGUUCCUUGCGGAGAUUCUCUGCCUCGGGAGGCUAUCGAGGUUCGCACCUCGGGCCGCGAGGGCCAUGACGAUCGGCAUCGACCUCCUGCGCAAAGACAAGGGUGGAGAUCCGGAGGUGGUCAGGGAGUCCGAGCGACGGCGCUUCCGUGACCCCAAGAUCGUGGAUCAGGUGCUAGAGCUGGAUGGUUUGUGGGUCAAGCAAAAGUUCCAGCUGGAUGAGAAGCGCAAAGAGGUGAAUAAGGUGCAAAGCCAAAUCACCGAGAAGAAGAAGGCCUCCAAGGGCCAAGAUAAGUGUGAGGACCUGCUGCAGCAGAAGACGGCCCUUGAGGGGGAGGCAGCAGACUUCGAGAAGGUCGUGGAAGAGACCCAAGCCAAGAGGGACAAGCUCCUUGGUGCCAUUGGAAAUCUGGUCCACGACACUGUUCCCGUCUCCCAAGAUGAGGACAAGGACAACAAGGUGGUUGCUACCUGGGGAGUUCCUCGCAGCUUCGAGGGCAAGACCUACCAGGCAAACGGCUUCCGGCCGCACUUCGAGCUGCUCGAGAUGAUCGGUGCCGUUGAGUUCGACGCCGGGCUCGAGGUCGCCGGCCACCGGGGCUACUUCUUGUCGGGCCCCGGUGUGCUGCUGAACCAGGCGUUGAUCAACUAUGGUCUGGCCUUCCUCUCGCAGCGCGGCUACACUCCCCUGCAGCCACCCUUCUUCAUGAAGAAGGAUCUGAUGGCCAAAACGGCUGAGUUGGCUGACUAUGACGAUGUCUUGUACAAGGUCAUUGAAGACAAGGAGCAUCCAGAGCUGGACAAGUACCUCAUCGCUACCUCGGAGCAGCCAAUCUCCGCGUUCCAUCGAGGUCAGACGAUCGACAAGACCCGCUUCCCGCUCCGCUACGUCGGCUACUCGUCCUGCUUCCGCAGGGAAGCCGGGAGCAGCGGUCGGGAUAUUCGCGGGAUCUUCCGGGUUCACCAGUUCGAGAAGAUCGAGCAGUUCGUGCUUACCGACCCAGAGAAGUCUUGGGAGGAGCAUGAGUCCAUGAUCGCCAUGGCGCAGGAGUUCUACCAGAGCCUGGGCAUUCCUUAUCGAACCGUGGCGAUCGUUUCCGGAGAGCUGAACAACGCAGCUGCCAAGAAGUACGAUCUAGAAGGAUGGUUCCCAGGCGACAACGAGGGGAAGGGCAAGUACAGAGAGCUGGUGUCUUGCUCGAACUGCCUGGACUACCAGGCCCGGGCGAUGCAGACCAAGUUCGGCUACCGGCCAGAGGACCCGUUUUGCCACAUGCUCAACAGCACGCUCUGCGCAACGGAACGAGCCCUGUGCAGCAUCGUUGAGAACUACCAGGAGCAGGACGGCGUGCGAGUCCCUCGUGCCUUGGUUCCUUUCCUGCUGGGCCAGGAGUUCUUCCCUUUCGUGAAGACGGUGAAGGAAGAGCGGCCUGCCGCGAAGGGCAAGGCGAAGAGCAAGAAGUGA
Molecule: messenger RNA, 2319 nt
Organism: Symbiodinium sp. CCMP2592
Lineage: Eukaryota; Dinophyceae; Suessiales; Symbiodiniaceae
Source: the annotation of a GenBank genome assembly